Messenger RNA from Ramularia collo-cygni, 6603 nucleotides. Its product is annotated as related to negative regulator of transcription. Gene Ontology annotation, cellular component: P-body; CCR4-NOT core complex. Gene Ontology annotation, biological process: nuclear-transcribed mRNA catabolic process, deadenylation-dependent decay. NCBI's taxonomy places the organism in Eukaryota, Fungi, Ascomycota, Dothideomycetes, Mycosphaerellales, Mycosphaerellaceae. The coding region runs from base 1 to 6603 and encodes 2200 amino acids. The record is from RefSeq and is a predicted model, not a curated record. The transcript has 2 exons. Gene Ontology annotation, molecular function: molecular adaptor activity.
AUGAGCUYGAAUUUCGACGACAAUACCCUCAAGAACCACCCCCCGCCGCGAAGAAGCACGAGGGCACUGCGAAACUCCGAGCAGCAACAGCAGCAGGUCCCUCGGCGCGGUCCUGCGCCCAUCACCACCAAUUCACUGCCGGCGCGCAGCGAGUCGUCACCCUUUUCGCCGCCGACACAUUCCACCCCAAGCUUCACGUCCGCUGGCUCGAGUGCUAUCGGCCCCGGCAUCUCACGUCUUGCGCGGCACUCGCCAUCACUCUCAUCCACCGUCGGAUCCCCAGCUUCCUCGACCGGAUCGCACGGGGGGCUUGCCAGCUUGCUCACCACCCAGCUACAUAUCCUAUUAUCAACACUCAAGGAGGGAUCGUCGCUGGAGACGCAGAGACUGAAGAUCAAAAAGCUUCUAGAUGAUAGCGGCAUGGAGAUGUUCUCACAAUUCUUCGGCCGGCUUCUCCAGACCAAUGCGGCCACCAUCUUCUCUGGCGCGCCCAAGAACAGAGAUAGCUAUCCCGUCCUAGUAGCGGAGGUGGAAAAGCUUGCGGAGGAUCCUGAACAGGCCGACAAGAUAGCACAGUCACUCGAGGGUGAUUUUGAACUUGCGGGCUUUAUCCAGCACUUUUCCCUCGAGCCAACUGCUAAAGCUUCACUCUUGACCUCACUUCGAACGCUGGCUUCCAAGCCCGAGCUGCGCGCAAAAGCCGACGCACAGCUCUCCGCAAGCUUCCAAUCCUUCAUCACGACAGUUGUGGACACUGAGCACGACAUCUCACCGCUCGUGCUCGCUGCAAUUGUGGAACGCCUCAUCAAAUCUCCAACGAGCGACGACUCACAGCGCGAGAAUUUAUUCUACGCGAUCCGAGUGCGCUACAUCACACACCUCAACACGCGAGUACCGCCACCCGUCGAAUCGGCCAUGUUCCUCGACGAGCUAUUGGCGCCGACGCCAGAGAACCGGCUUGCAAAGCAUGUGGAACAGCUAGGACCAAAAGUGACGGCGAGUGCAGAGGCGUGCAAGGACAUGCUGGCUGGUGUGGAGACURGAGAUAUUUCCUUCUCACAAAUCGCCAAUGCACUGCUGCUGAUGGUCAUGGCUCAAGAUGGAAAUGCAUUUGACCCGGGCGUGUUUGUGGAGGCAGUGAGGCAGCACCGAGCGGGGCAGAAAAUCGACUGGACGGAUGUGGUGGCCGGAUUCGACAAGGAAAGCCUCAGGGUGACGAAGAAGCAGUUCCUCUCGCUCUAUAACGCGCUUCUGCCGCUUGCCAGAGAGUAUGCAAACUUCGACAUCCAGACGUUGUGGGGCUCCACGCGAUGGACAUACGAAGAGACACAGCUGAGCUUCGUGGUCGCCUUCCUUUCAACCACACCAGAAGAGCUGGAUGUCAUGCAAAUUCCGAAUCUGCGUCAAGCCUUUGACCUGACCGACUUUGCGGAUGCAUCAGACAGCGUGCGUGCAUUCGCCGAGCAAGCCAUCAAGCACCCUUUGGUAUCGCGGGAUGCGAUUGAGUCGCUGUUCAACAUGAUCUUCCGAUCUCAGGAGACCUACAACCUCGCACAGUCGCUUGGGAUUCCAAACACCGUCAUCAACCAGAACAUGACGAUCUUUGUGUGUGCUGCGUCCGCCGUGCCAAAACCAUGGGUAGCGUUGCAAGAUCAAGCACUGAAGCAGCUCUUCUACCCAUUUCUGUUAAAGCAACACGACAAUUACGACUUCGUAAUGCAUUCCUUAUGGCAGCACGAUAGGAACUGGCUUGCCCUGAGGAUGCUCGAGUUCUACAAUUCAGACCCGAUGUUGCUUUCCUUCAUCUUCGACCACGCGUUGGAGCACGGAUGGCUGGAAAUAUUGCUUGAUACUACUCAGCCUAGCGGCUUCGCGGUGGAUCUAGCAAUGUACGCUCACGGAAAGGGACACUGCAAUCUGGAUGAAUGGGCCCAGCAGCACAUUUCGCUAUAUGGCCUGGUCAACUUUGCCCGCGCAGUGGCGGACUUCCUCAAAAGCAAAAUGGAUGAUGAAGCUCUGGUGCAGCGCGAGAGCUCUGCACCAUCGACACCCGGAUUGGAUGUUAAGACCGUCCAUACCCUGCUGCGACUGAUCACCGAUGCUGUUCCGGAGGAAAACCUUGGGCCCAUGUCCAGGACGUGCAUGGCAUUGUACCCACGACUCUUCAACUACGGCCAGGACCCCAGGCGUGACUCCGUCAUUGACUCUAACGGUCAGCAAGGCAACCACCUUUCCGAGGACGCGACCAGGGAGAUGGAAGAGCGUUACAAGAAAAUGUAUGGUGGCAACAUCACCCCAGAUACACUUGUCGCCGAUCUAAACCGGCUCAAGAUUUCGGAAGAACCCAAGGACCAGGAGCUCUUUGCGGCGAUGCUGUAUGGCUUGUUUGAAGAGUACAAUUGCUUCGGUGAAUACCCAAACGAAGCUCUCGCUACCACGGCCGUGCUAUUUGGCGGACUUGUGUCCUACCAUGUUCUCUCCGGCCUGGCUGAGCAAGCUGCUCUUAACAUGAUCAUCGAAGCAGUAUCAGAGUACGGCCCUGAGGAUCCAAUGUACAGAUUCGGGCUCCAAGCGUUGCUUCAUGUGCUACCCAGGAUUAAAGAGUGGCCGCGCGUAGUCGAGCAGAUCCUCAGCAUCCCGAGCUUACGAGGCACCGCUGCGAUCCCUGCGGCUGAGCAAGCCCUAAAAGAACUGGCGCAGAAUGCUGCACUCAACGGUGAUGGCGCGAAUGGCAUCACCAACGGCGUUCUUGAUGAUGAGUUCUUGGACGACUCCACCCCUCUUCCCUUCUCUGCCAUCCGGGUCGACCCACCAUCCGAGGAGGGAUUCUACGAGGACCCUGAUGAGGAUGUUUCUGACAAGGUCAUGUUCCACCUCAACAACGUGUCCAAGCGCAACUUUGACGACAAGUUCAAAGAGAUCGAAGAGCAGCUCGAAGACAAAUACACCCAGUGGUUCGCGCAUUACCUGGUGGAAGAUCUGGCCAAGUCUCAGCCGAACUUUCAAUGGCUCUAUUUGCAAAUCCUCACCAAGCUCAACAGGAAGGAGCUGUGGACUGAAAUCAUGCGAGAGACGUACAUCAGCUGUGCCAAGAUGCUCAACUCGCAGUCGACCAUGGACAAUCAGCACGAACGGGCGACGAUGAAGAACCUUGCUGGCUGGCUCGGCUCGAUCACCUUGGCGCGGGAUAGGCCCAUCCUCCACCGCAAUCUUUCCUUCAAGGACCUUCUCAUUGAGGGAUACGAUAGUCAACGCUUGUUGGUGGCGAUUCCCUUCGCGUGCAAAGCUCUUUUCCACGCCGCUCACUCGAAGAUCUUCAGGCCACCCAAUCCUUGGAUCACGGAGCUGCUUGGCCUUUUCAGUGAACUGUACCACUUCAUGGAUUUGAAGUUGAACAUGAAGUUUGAGAUUGAAAUGCUGUGCCGUGAGUUUGGCGUCGACAUCAAAAAAGUCGAGCCGCUGGAGAUUAUCCGUGGCCGACCGACGCUCGAACAGAUCGCCAUGCAGCAGUACAUUCCCGAAGGUGACCCCAACGCCUUUGGCGACAUGGCACUCAUGGGUCUCUCAAAGCGCGGACCCAACGAGCGGUUCUCCCCGGAUGCCGUUAUUCAAGCAGUGCCAGAUCUUGGCAAUGUGCUUCAAAUUCCACAGGCUGUUGGCAACAUCGGUCAGCAGCAACUCCGCAGCAUCUUUGUCAACGCGGCGCAACAAGCAAUCUAUGAGAUCAUCGCUCCCGUUGUCGAACGAUCUGUCACGAUAGCAUCGAUCUCCACCUCCGAGCUCAUCCAGAAGGACUUUGUCACAGAGGCUGAUGAAGCGAUCAUGAAGGCUAGUUCCCAUAUCAUGGUCAAGGCUCUGGCUGGCAGUCUUGCACUCGUUACCUGCAAGGAGCCUCUCCGCAUGAGCAUCACGAACAACAUCCGCAUUCUCGCCUCUCAUAAGUUGUCUGAGCAGCUUCCGGAGGGUCAGAUUCUUAUGUUCGUUAAUGACAACAUUGACACGGUCUGCAGUCUUGUUGAGCGUGCGGCCGAAGAGCACUCCCUAUCCGAGAUUAACCUGCAGCUCGAGCAGGCUCUGGAUGUUCGCAGGGCGCACCACGAGCUAAGGCCAAACGAGCCGUUUGCUGCAAAUGGAACCCCGAACCGCUGGUCAACUCUGAUUGCCGAGCCGUUCCGACAGGAUGUGGCAGGACUGACCAGACCACAGCUGGCUUUGUAUGAGGACUUUGGUCGUCAAGCACGGCAGGUCCCGUCGACACAUACCACCAACGGAUCUCAAGACAGCAAUCGCCAGUUGCCCGAUGUGCUUUCAGAAGGCUACCUGCCCACUCUGCCGACACCCGCGGAAGCUCCAGCAAUGCCACGACCAGCCCAACAGCAGCGUCCUCAGGGCAUGCAAUCUGCCCAAAACCAGCAUAUCAACGGCUACCUCGACAGUGGCAACGUUCUUCAGCGAAUCUUUGCGUUCAUGGACGAACUCCAGCAGAGCUCUCGAGAGGCCACUGAAGAGCACAUCAGUGAUAUUGGAGAAGGUGCUCCAAUUCGUCGCAUUUAUGGACAGUUGGUUGGAUUGAUCGAGGCAGCCCCUCCUUCGCAGCAAGACACUCUCGCCCACCUUGCCGGGAGCCAAUGUUUCGCUGUCAUUUACGCAGAUGUUCAGAAGCGUCUGGAGAUUGAGGUCUUUGUGCGCCUCCUGAUGCAGCUUUGCAGAAUGUCUGUGCCAGCUGGCCGCCAUCUCACCAUGGAGCUCGCCACUAACGAUGGCGACCGAACCUUCAAUGCCGCAGCAAUAACAUCUCUGCACAAUGAGGGACUAAUGGACAUGCAGCACAUCGACGCUCACAUAUCCAGAGCGCUAAGGCAGAGACGCACUGUUGCUCUGCCCUUCCUGCGGGACAUCAUCGACGAAAUGCUAUUGGGAGAAAAUCCAGUAGCCAUGCGUACUGACUUCGUUCUUUCGUACGAAGCACUCGCACAGUGGCUUUCUGAAGACCCAUCCCUUCACAUUGGACACGACAUCAUGACGAAGCUUCAGAUUCCAGCCAACCAGAUCAAUGGUAUGCCGAGCCCGGAGUCCGAGCACUCCAAGAGCGACGAACGCGAGUACCUGUUCGAGGAGUGGAUCCGCCUGCAGCGCAAGGACCUGCCCCAGCGCUCAUAUCUCGCAUUCGCCCAGCAGAUGCAUCAUGGUGGCAUCAUAAGUAGCCCCGAGGAUGCCAUGGGCUUCUUCCGAUCGUGCCUAGAGAUGUCUUGUGACCAAUUUGAUCGCAUCAGCAGUGUGCCAUACGCCGCCCAGGAUGCGGCAUACGUGGCCAUCGAUGCGCUUGCCAAACUCRUCGUUGUUAUGGUGGUGCACCAGAGCCCCGAAAACGGCGAGGUGCAAGCUAACAAGGCCAAAUCUCUCGAAGGGAUCGUUCGGUUGGUGAUUCUGGUGAUGAACGAGCACCACAACAAGCAAGGCGAUCGUUGGAACGGUCGGGUAUACUUUCGACUAUUCUCCACGCUACUGUGCGAAAUCCACGAUCACCGCGAGCUUCUCACGCCCAAGCAAUUGAAGGACAUGAACGAAGUCUUUGCUACGGCAUUGUUGAUAAUGCAGCCGCGUUACUUCUCCGGUUUCAUGUAUCCAUGGCUGGGUUUGCUCAGUCACCGCUUGCUGGUUCCAGCCUUCCUCGCCAACGGCAAGGAGGACGGCGGCUGGGUGGUCUUCACCAAGCUGCUCACUGCACUCUUCAUCAACCUUGGGGAGUUGUUGUCCAUGCCCGAGGCGCCACCGGUCGCGCAAGACUUCUACCGCGGCGUGCUGCGCUUCUUCACAAUGAUGCACCAUGACUUCCCAGAAUACCUGAUUGAGAAUCACAUGCAUCUCAAUGCGAACAUUCCACCACAGUGCCUGCAGCUUCAGAACAUCGUCAACAGCGCAGUAACUCGGGUCGUAUUCAACGACCAGCCGGAUCCGUUCACACCAGGUCUCAAGAUCAACAGGCUUGAGGCUGUGCGAAUCGAACCGAGCAUCUCCCCUUCUGUUACCGGACCUUUGGAAGAUGCCAACAUUAUCAAUGAGAUGGAUCGCUUCACUAAUGGUGACGGGACCGACCAGGACUGGAUCAACGUUCUGGCUGCCCUGGAGCGACCAGAUGGCGCCCUAAUCGCAAACGGCAUUGUGUUGUACAUUGCUAGCUUCUGUUGUGCGUCCUCAUCGGUCUUCUCCUCAGCGACGGCGUCAGCUAAGCUUCUGGGCGAUCUCCUUCGUGAGACUCGCCCUGAGCUGCGCUACCRCAUCAUCUCAGCCAUGGCCAAUCAAGUCCGCUACGUCAAUGCGCACACUCAAUACUACUCCACCGCGCUCCACCACUUCUUUGCCACCGGCUCGCAGGAAGUACAAGAACAAAUCAUGCGCGUGCUGUGCGAACGACUGAUGGUUCCUCGUCCACAUCCGUGGGGUCUGAUCGUCAUGAUGCUCGAGAUGGUCAAGAACGAGAGCUACAACAUUUGGAGCCUGCCGUGGAUCAAGACGGCGCCUCAAGUUGAAUCGAUGCUCCUCAAUCUGGCGCACUCGCAGGAUCAUCGGCAGACGAGGAGCCCAAUCGGGGGCAUGAUGUAG